Molecule: messenger RNA, 922 nt
Organism: Pectinophora gossypiella (pink bollworm)
Lineage: Eukaryota; Metazoa; Arthropoda; Insecta; Lepidoptera; Gelechiidae
Exons: 4
Coding region: 102-737 (211 amino acids)
Molecular function (GO): protein binding
Source: RefSeq, a predicted model, not a curated record
UGACAGAUGUCAUUCGACCACAAAUCGCAAGUUCCAAUAAUAACAUCAAAGUGCCGGUUUUUGUUGAAAAAUAACGAAGCGCCUUUUUUAAUAGUUAAAAUAUGGCUGAACAAAUAGAAACUAUAUCGGAUAUUACGCCUGUAUGCAGUAACAUCAAUCCAACGGAAUUCGAUGUUACUACGAGCGCCCUGUUGAUUGGUGUUGGGGCUGAAAAAUAUAUUGACAUUUUUAGAAAACACAACAUAGGUCAAUGCACACUGCUGGAGUUAAGAGAUGAAGAUCUAAUCAAGUUAGGAAUCAAUGAUGCGGAGAUAAGACACAAAAUACUAGUAGCAGUACAAAAUUUGCCCAUUUUCGAAGAAUCUAAUCAACAAAUCUCUAAGCGAGACCAAAAUUUAGGCGCACUGGAAAUAGCAGACAUCUUAGAAGAAACUUCUCAACAUCUAUACAGAAUCUACCUGAGUAUGCUAGCAAACACAUUAGCCAUUAAGAAAACCAAGAACAUAACAGAUUGCUUGGUUCACAGAGACAAGUAUGCUUCAGACAUAGCAUUAACAACUAUCAGUGAAAUCACAAAUAUCCUUAAUUCCAUGGAUAUUACAUUGCAUACUGAGAUGAAGGGGCUUACACAAGAAUCAAAGAAAAGAAAUAAAAAGAUAUUGAUUGGUACGCUGGGCAGCGCAGUCAUUGCCCUGCUAGCAGUGCUGUUUGCACGGUCAUUGAAGCAACUCAAAUAACAUAAUUAUUUGUAUAUUAAAGCUUUAGGUUUGAUUCCUUCUGAGUGUUGCCAAAAUACACACCAACUACCUCUUUACACAUAUGUGUGAAUUUACUAUUUACUGAUUAACUGUACAUAUCAAAGAUAAUUGUUACUAUUACACUUGUUACGGCACUGCAUAAAUAAAUGUCUAAUAUUGCAAUA